Meriones unguiculatus (Mongolian gerbil) is the source of this 1301-nucleotide messenger RNA. RefSeq names its product SEBOX homeobox (gene Sebox). Gene Ontology annotation, molecular function: DNA binding. NCBI's taxonomy places the organism in Eukaryota, Metazoa, Chordata, Mammalia, Rodentia, Muridae. The record is from RefSeq and is a predicted model, not a curated record.
UUCCCAUCCUGGCCAACCGCCUGUACCAGUGGGUUGGGUCCCCAUCGGAGAAAGAGGCUCACCUUCAGUGUUGGCCAGUUGCUGGAGCUGGAACGGGUAUUUGCAGCUAGGCUCUAUGCUGACAUCAGCACCCGUGAGCACCUGGCUCAGGUAACUCACCUGCUUGAAGCCAAGAUCCAGGCGAGCCAUGAUAACCAACUUCUGGGCUUGGCACACAGCCUCUUCUCUCUGGCAAUCCUGAGCUCUGGUUUCUGUCCCAGAUACCUUCAUCUUCCCUAUCAGGUGUGGUUCCAGAAGCGCCGAGCCAAGAGAAUCAAGAACAGAAAGCGAGGAGCCCUAGACCUCAGGCUGGAGUUUUCCCCAAACUCUGGUUCUUUUCCAGACACUCCCCAGCAGCCUUGAGCUGGAACACCAGGCCAGCCUCUACACCCCACCAGUUCAGCCCAGCGCCCACAGAUCUCCUGUGUAGCUCCCAGCUUGAGACUAGGGCAGAGCUGGACAGGGGCUAAAGCUACAGCCCCAUGGGGGCCAAGUGCAGCUUCUGGGCUUCACUCUUCUUCAGAGCAAACUGCUCCUCAGACUUCACUGGGAAGCCUGUCUGACCUGAUCUAUACCUCAGCCAUCGUCCCCAACGAGAUCAUUCCUGAUUUAGGUAUAGUACUUGUAAGACUUUUGGCUUUGGCUUGUAUCCCACUCCAUCUCUCAGGAGGCGGCAGGGAGGGAACCCCUGCCUCUCUCUGCACAGGGAGUGCUCUCUAAAGAGUUUAGCUCAGAAACCCCAUGCCCAGCCUCCACCAGCCUAGCUGAAGAUCCUGUGUAGUGACUGGAGCCUCGCUCCUAUAACCUGGCACCCCUGUCCUUUUGGGGGCAUAUUCUCAUCAGAAGGUACUGUUAGGGUAAGGAACCAUGUUUUCCACCCAAGGGCCAGGCUUGGGUCCCCAACUCCUAUUAUCUUAGCUGAUGAUCUUUUUUUUUCCUCUAAAGAGGCAGCCACAGUCUAAGAGGGCCCUUGAGGACCUCACCUAUGUGCCAGGAGGGAACGGCUCCUAAACUGGACUGCUGGAAGACCCACCCUUUUGUGGUUUAGGGCCCCACUGCCUGACUUCCUGCCACCUAGACAAAAUUAACCAGAAAUGUGGACUUGAAGAGUGAUAUUAACGUUUCAGAAAUAGAAGCCUGGGUCUUUGGUUGAUUGAAUUUCCCCAAAGAUCAGAUUGGCUGCCCUCUGAUAUAAGCUGGGGGACAACCUGACAGAUUUGGGGUGGGGGUGUGGUAGUCUUGGGUUUUGAUAUCACUGUCAU